AUGGCUUCAACUUCAGUGCCAGCUUCGACUUCCGGUUCGGCUCCAGCCGCAGCAGAACCCUGUCCUCUCCGUUGCACGAUCUGCAAUGCCGACUCCGCCAAAGCCUGCACCACGUGCAAACCCACCGCCUACUGCAGCAAAGCCUUCCAGAAGGUCGACUGGCCGUCGCACAAGCUGCUCCGCGCCCAGUACGCCGAGCUCACCAGCAGCAAUAACACGGCAUCCCAACCAGAAGGCCGUAUCCUCGACUUCCUGUUCCCCGCCCUAGGAGCCAAUCCCGAGCUCGUCUAUGUGCCCGACAUGCACCCCCACUCCGUGACGGACGAGGCCAUCCCAGACACUAUCAACACCAUUUUCGACGCACACGACGACGCCUUCGUGCUCUCGCACGUCCGCGCGUCGGACCACCACCCCAACUUCCUGAACGAGGUCACGAACAAGGUCCGCGGCUACCGCAAGCAGGAAAGCUUGCUCGAGGUCUGGUACCGAAAGUACGGCGGCCACAGGCCGAACGAAGCCGUCCGCGCCGCUUUGACAGUGACCGGGGGAAGCUCGUUCCAUGUCUGGAAGGGGAACGUGCUGGUGCUGGCCGCGACGAAUACGCACGGGCGGGGGGUGUAUAAGGAUGUCACGAUGAGGGACUUCCGAGACGCGGUGGAUUUUUUGGCGGAUUAUCUGAAUCCGCGGCGGAGGGAGGAUGAGUUGACUGCGACUGCGUCGAUGGAGUGGGGGGUGGAUAUGAGCAGACCUCCAGAGUACUGCUACAGGAUAGACCGGGUAUCCGUGGCAAUGUCGGAAACAGACAUGAUCAUGACUGCAUUGAAUCCCCAACUUUACCCAGAAAACACACAUCGGCAACAGGCCGAUGAAUGA
Anthostomella pinea is the source of this 873-nucleotide messenger RNA. The record is from the annotation of a GenBank genome assembly. Lineage: Eukaryota; Fungi; Ascomycota; Sordariomycetes; Xylariales; Xylariaceae.